AGGUCUGAAUCGAGAGAGGAUUGAAAAAAAGCGACAGAGAUGUCGUUUGUUGAGAAGCCCGUGGAGAGGGCCGUGGCCAUCAAGGCCCUGAAGCCGUGGUGGGACGUGGCCAUAGACUACAUCCUCAUCGGCUUCUUCGUGGUAGGGAUCGUCUGCACGCUGAAGGGGCUGAUGGGCCACGAGAUUCUCUGCUUCCCGGACCUACAGGGGAACGACACUUACCAAGGUUUCAUCACACGGGAAGAGGCGAUCCAGUACUACAGCGUGCCCAUGAGUGACUUCGUGCGGUCCUCCUGCCACGCCACCCUCCCCCUCUACCUGCAGUACUUCCUCUACAUCGUCCUGGUGGAGAAACUCUCCAUGUUCGUCACCAACACGUUCUGGCUCAACUUCCCGCACAUCAUUUCCGGUGUGAUCCGGUUCUACACGCUGGUGUUGGAGACUGCGCAUCUCCGCCCGGCCAUCGACAUGCGCAUCCGCGACUUCCAGCGAAAGGAUGCGGAACUGCAUGAGGCCGACAGCCCAGCCGACAACAACCCGCAUAGCACCUCUGCUGCAGAGGUUAAGGUGCGAGAACACACCUACGAAGACGCCCAGAUAGCCCAGUUCUGUGAGACCAUCAUCCGGUACGAGGAGGGUUUCCGCCUGUCCCGUAUCUGCUUGGGCUACAUGAUCAAGUCCCUCCUGUUAGCGACGCUGUGCGGAUGUAUCCUGUCCUACAGCCUGCCCCACUACUGGGUGUUCCCGCACAUGUUCCACUGCAGCCUGCCCGCGCUCAAGGACAUCGGCUUCAGCGAGUACCAGUGUGCCCACGACAUCGGGAUGCUGUUUUUCGUGUCCUUCGUGCUGACCCGCAUCUGGAUCUGUCUCAUCGCGUUCUUCGCGCUGGUCGGAGCCGUCUUCUCCUGCAAGAGCCUCUUCCGCUCUAUGCGCAAAGAGGACAGUGCCGACAUGGACUUCCUGUGCCGCCUGUUUGAGCUGCAGAACCGCGCCGCCCUGGGCUCAUUCAAGGCCAUGAUCAACUCCGCCAUCAAGAUCAAGAGCUAUCUCUUGCCAUCCUCGCCUGGUCACAUCGAGUUUUCUAAGAACGGGAAGGAGCGUAACUCCAUCACCAUCGUCUGGGGGAAGGCCACCGGCGCGGAGGAAUACGAACUGCAGGUCCGCCGCAUCACCACCGGCGUCCAGGCCAAGCGUAGAUCAGUUUUCAAAUCACGAGAGAAGCCUGAUGCGAAGGUCGUGCACAUGACUUUCCAGCCCAACACCGCCGACGUCCUGGGCCUGAAGGAAGGGGAGUACAAGCUGACGCUGCUGGCCAAGAACGCCUUCGGGACUUGCCUGGAGCCCCGCACCGCCACCAUGCAGUACUUCGCCGACGGGACCCGCCCGGAGAUCCGCAACACUCCGCUCCCCACCGAGAACUACCACAAAUCCGCUAUGGUGUAGUAGCCUUGCUUCUGAGGGUGUGUAAGGAAGGGUGUCUUAAAGUGAUAUUACGUAAGAUUUUGACUAUUAUAAACAUCGUUGUUUUACACAUUUUCUUGUUCUAUAAGCCUACCUGGGUUCAUAGUGACAUUUCGACGUCGU
Branchiostoma belcheri (Belcher's lancelet) is the source of this 1584-nucleotide messenger RNA. Its product is annotated as volume-regulated anion channel subunit LRRC8E-like. Gene Ontology annotation, molecular function: protein binding. Bases 40 to 1443 code for a protein of 467 amino acids. The transcript is spliced from 9 exons. The record is from RefSeq and is a predicted model, not a curated record. Lineage: Eukaryota; Metazoa; Chordata; Leptocardii; Amphioxiformes; Branchiostomatidae.